AUGGAUCAUGGAUUAUUAAACACAAUUUGGAUGAUGAUGGAUGUAACAAGUAUGUUAGAAUUCAUUAAAGGCAUUGGUGUGAGCGUGUUUCGUAAUUCCAAAAAGCACUUUGCGGUGGAAAUUAUAAAAGUGAGCAAGGUCUAUGGCCCAGUGUUUACUCUAUGGAUCGGACCCAUUCCAUUCGUAUUUAUAUGCAACCUAGAUAUGGCACGGGAAUCGUUUAACAAGAUUGAUUUUACCGGACGCCCUCUUUCCCAAUUUGGUAGCAUAUAUUGUAAUGAGAAAUAUAAAGAUGUUGUUCACUGCGAUUACAGUAAGUGUUGGGAAAGUCUACGCCGAGUAUCGCACACAGCCAUACAAAAGUACGCCAAAACAAAGGUCUUGUCUGAAGUGGUUGACGAAAACGUGCGUCAAAUGGUUCAACAAAUUAUAGCCGAUAAUGAGGGUAUGGGUCGACCGUUUUCGUCGCACGACUACGUGUAUAAUGUGUUCGCAAAUAUUUUAGCCUCAAUCGUGUUUAGCGAAAAAUUGGACUGCGAACAGGCUGAAUUAAAAAUGAUCAAAUAUAUCACGUCUGGCUUUCAAACUGAUCUUGGUAACACAUUAUUUCUAUACGAGUUUAUACCGGUGUUGCGCUAUUUAAUUGCCAACCCUUUGAUCAAAUAUAAGCGAUAUUUUGAGCAUCUCAUGGAUUAUACGCGAAAUAUAUACCAAAAACACGACCAAACAUAUGAUGGUAACAAUUUGAGGGACUUUUGCGAUAUACUUAUCGCCGCCAAACACGAGGCCAUUGCCGAUGACAAGCGAACGGCACCCUAUUUUACCGAUGAUAACCUGCCCGCCGUAUUGAUUGAUAUGGUUGCAGCCUAUUACCCGAAUUACCAAAAUAAGUUGCGCACAGAAAUUAGCCGAGAGAUUGGCGAUCGGGUGCCGGUAGUGAAGGACAAGUGCUGCUUAAACUACACGAUGGCCUUUAUAUCGGAAAUAUUACGGCACAGAAAUCCUACACCAAUAGGACUAUUUCAUAAGACUAUGGUUAACACCAAAUUGGCUGGUCACCCUAUACCUGAAAACACCAAGGUCGUAUUGAAUCAGAACUCCAUUCUGACCGAUCCAAAGCACUGGGAAAAUGCGGAUGUAUUUGAGCCAGAUAGAACUAAAACCGCAUUUUAUUUUCAGCUGGUCACCCUAUACCUGAAAACACCAAGGUCGUAUUGA
Messenger RNA from Medioppia subpectinata, 1218 nucleotides. Lineage: Eukaryota; Metazoa; Arthropoda; Arachnida; Sarcoptiformes; Oppiidae. The record is from the annotation of a GenBank genome assembly.